AAAUUAGAAAACCACCAGAAUGAACCAACUGAUAGAAAACUUUCCCAUUUCUUCUCGUUUUCUCAGUCACUGCGGAAACGUGUCAACUUAUGCUCUGUCUUUAGUUUCUAAGUAUGGGGAAACCGCCAAAAUUGCAGUACCCUUGGUCAUCCUUGGUGGCUUUUGUUUUGUGUGGAUCUGUGUGAAGCUUCUGAAGUCAAAGAGAAAGCCUCGGACUCUUGAUACAAGGUCCAAGACCUUUAGAGAGUUAUACGGUGGUGAUAUAGCACUGAAGAGAUUGUUUGACGAUCAUGAAGCUGAACCAAGCUCAGCUAAAUUUGACAGAACAGAUUCUGUAAUGGAGGGAUUGCUUGCUAAGGAGCAUCUUGAAUUGAAGAAGCUGCAGAGCACUGUGGGAAAGGUGGAAAAGAGUGGAAGAGUAGCCGCCGCAGUGGAGCAACUCAAAAAGGCUGAAAAGGCCCAUUCUGAGAAUCCCCAUGAAGCCUACGAGAUUGGCAUGCUUCUUGUUGAAUUGCUUAUUUAUGAGGGGAAAUAUAAAGAAGCCCUGAAACGUGAUUGCUUGAAGCAUGAAGAAAUUUCAGACGCUCGUCGUCCACUGUACAAGGCCAUUAUAUACAUAAUGCUGGGAGACGACCAAAAAGCUGAGGAAUGUUGGGAAGAGUUCAAUGAAAUCAGAGAACUGUUCCAUCUUAGAAAGCCCCCAUCAUCGUCUUCUUCUUCUUUGGGUGAGGCGAUCGACAACAUUACCGAUUUCCAGACAUUCAAGAACAGGGUGAUGAAACUUAAAACUGGCAUUGAAGAGACUGAUUCGAAAAAGAAAUCCCGCAUAUGAGAGAUAUGAUUGCUGUGAGUUUUUUCAUGUGUGAGCAGAAUGUUGUGUGAUGAAGAAGAAGAAGAAGAAGGCAUUACCUCUUCUCUCAUUGUUUGAAGUAACGCCCCUGCUAAAGAGGAAUGUUAUAUCUCUAUAUAACUUCUGAGGAGACAAGUUUGUUCCAUAAUGUGUCCCUCCAUCUUUUCCUGUCCUGAGCAGCUGUAUUAUAAUCAUCCAUUUGUGACUUUGUGUGAUCCGCAAUGGGUGAUUAAUGAUGUUAUAAUCCUUUUUUAUUUCAAUGGUCAAUGGAUGUUACUAUAUUUUAUUAAAACUACAAUGUUACGUUGAAAU
Neltuma alba is the source of this 1162-nucleotide messenger RNA. RefSeq lists its product as uncharacterized. The transcript has 4 exons. The record is from RefSeq and is a predicted model, not a curated record. Lineage: Eukaryota; Viridiplantae; Streptophyta; Magnoliopsida; Fabales; Fabaceae. Gene Ontology annotation, molecular function: protein binding. Bases 20 to 832 code for a protein of 270 amino acids.